AUGUUGGUGAGUAGGCUACUUUACAUGUGGGCUUGACUCUGCUCCUCUAGGGCCAGGAGGACUGCACUGGGUUAUAUGGGAUGGUGAGACUGGGAAGGGCAGUGUUAACCACACAGUCUGCAUUGUACAGUAUGUUUAUGAACAAAUGCAAGGUUCUCUUUUUUUGUCUUGGGCUGUUGUGUGAUAAAUCUAUGUUGAGAGGUGAAUCACAGCCCUAGAUGUCAAAUAAGUGUGCAUUUGACAACCCUGUCAGAGCAUAAGUCAAGUAGUAAAUGGAAAGAGAUACUGUAAAAUAAACAAAUAAUUAAGACAAUGAUGGUAUAUACCUGAGUCAUCCCAGUAAUAUAUAGUAAGCACAUUUACAGUAAGCACAUAAACCAGAGAAGGCUGGUGGGAGGAGCUAUAGGAGGAUGGGCUCAUUGUAAUGGCUGGAAUGGAAUACAUGAAAUGGUAUCAAAUACGUCAAACAUAUGGAGACCACAUGUUCGACUCCGUUCCAUUAAUUCCAUUCCAGCCAUUACAAUGAUCCUGUCCUCCUAUAGCUCCUCCCACCAGGAGGAGAUGCACUCACAUAGAUCAGUCAAUAAAAUGUACAGCAGUUUACUCAUAUGGGAUAUCUUUUGGGUCUUUUGACAACCAUGUGAUAAAUAGACAGACAGUGCUGGGCCUGUAGUAUCAUCAAAGAGGGUGGAUAAUCCUUGGGACGUCCCACCUCUGACGUCAUCCUAUUGAAGUUUACAUUUAAAACGAUUAACGUAAGGGUUAAAGUUAGGGUAGGGACUUCCCAAGGUUCCCAGAUAGCACUAACCAUAAAUGAAGGCUGUUUACCGUAGACAAAAAUGGUCACAGUUCCGGUCUGCUUAAUUAAGGGGUGGCUCUCCCAUACGCACCAAUGCAUUAGCAGCUGGGUCUGGUCUGCCUAGUAGUUCAUUCACUGUAUAUGAACCAUAAAAAAGGAGCGAGUGAGAUCUCUCGCUUCCUCUUCCGUCUCUGGUAUUAUCCCAGCCAGGGCCCAAAACCCGCCUGAUUCCACUAAUCACAUCACCUCCUCACACCAAACCAUUUAGCUUGAUUAGCAAAGAUCCCGCCCCACCUGCUGAUUGGUCAUUAGGGCACAGGAAGGGCUUGUGAGAGCAAUGGCAUUGUGGCAUCUGUCUGUUUUCUAGAGCUUGGCAGAAGCCUUACCUGACUUUUCUGGAGAGCAGCUGAUAGACAGGAUAGCAGGGCCGAGUGAGGACAGCUUGGUGGGCACACUGGUAAGAUGUGAGACAGGGACAUACUAACUCUACCUUUCAAUCUACAAGUGUAUAUAAUGACAAAUGUAGAAUUGCACAAAUGUUUGAGGUUCAGAUGCUGUUCCUACUGUUGAUCUCUUUCCCCCCCUCCCUUUAGAUUCACACACACACACUGCUGUUAAGAGCACCAAGGACAAGCCCACACAUCUAGACCUGUCUCGAGGUGAGUUAAAACAGAUUGCUGUAUAUUACCUGGAGUACCACAUCAUAAUGUAGCCCUCUUCUUCUUCUUCUUCUUCUUAGUGGCAAAAUAGGAGAGAAACAAUAUUUUUUUGCACAACUCACAUCUGACUACCUUAACUGUCCUCACACCGACAGCUCUGAUCAUGCCUCAACGCCAGAAGAGGCAGAUUACGGUGGCCCAGAGGGACCAGGGAAACCAGGGGGCUAAGAAGAAGAUGACCCUGAUCACUGUGUGUUGUGUACUGGUCACACUGGGGAUAUUGGCAGUGGGUGCUUACUUCAGUAUGUCCCUCCUCCGUCUCAUGUCACAACUUUAACCACAAUUAAAGUCUGGAGUUUCUCUAAAUCCUAUUCCUGUUGUAACCUGUAUCUCUUUUCCCCUUUAUCCUCUCUACCCCUCUCCUCUCUCUCCAUCCUCUCUACCUCUCUCCUCUCUCUCCAUCCUCUCUACCCCUCUCCUCUCUCUCCAUCCUCUCUACCCCUCUCCUCUCUACCCAUCCUCUCUACCCCUCUCUCUCUACCCCUCUCCUCUCUCUCCAUCCUCUCUACCCCUCUCUCUCUCUCUCUCUCUCUCAUCCUCUCUACCCAUCUCCUCUCUCUCUCCAGUCUGGUGUCUUGUCGACCGCAAGUUUUUCUUCUGCUCCCAGUCAUUGAAGUUCAUCCCCGUGGCGAUGGUGUGUGACAGGAAAGCAGACUGUGCCAGUGGAGAGGACGAGCUCACUUGUGUGUCCAGCCAGCCAGCCAACACCACCUUCCCAGGCAAGACCACCAGUACCACCCUCCAUCUUCUCCAUCAGUUUUCCCUUCCCUCUAUCAUCCACCUCUCAUCUUACCAUUCCACUCUCUGAUUCUUCUUUCUCUUAAAGGGGCAAUCUGCAGUUGCUACAUACAUUUUCGGACUUAGAAAUUAUUGAUUGUACCCAUUGAUUCUUGAAGAACAUAAACUAAGCACAAGGCAUUGAUAAGUUAACUGUUGUAGGGGAGAGUGGGGUAUCUGCAUCACUACGUCUAGGGAAAGUAUUCUUUCUAACAAAGAUAUAUUUCAGGAUGUUGUGUAUCCUUAGAAAGAAUCAGAAUUCAUGUAAACAUCCGUUUUGAAAACAUAGCUUGUCCAGGUAAUGGGUAAGUUGAGCAUAGGGACAGGGUAAGUUGAGCCGCCUUGAGGUAAGUAGGUGAUGGUGCUGGUGGGUCAGUUUAAUUCAUGAAAUGGGGCUGUGAUAUACAAUAUAUCUUAAAUGUAUGCCUACAUUCAGAAACAGAUCUCUCGCUGUUCAAUAUCACUUACCCUUACAUUUCUUGGCCAGUUGUCUGGGACAAUGUUAAGAGAAUUUAUUAACUAACUAUUUCAGUGUCUCUGUGCGUCUCCCAAAAGGUUGUAAGGCUUUUGGAUCAAGAAACGGACAGAGCCUCAGUGUAAUAGCCAGGUCUUUAUUCAGAGAAUUCUGCAACAAAUGGUCGUACAAUAUUUUUAUACGCACACGUCAGAGGAAAAAUCCCACCCCUCUGUAGGCGGGCUGUAUAUUUCCACUAUACAUGGGUUUAGCUCAUGUUUUCCUCUGCUAUCCUGACCACCAGGUCACACACACACACACACACACAUAGAUAUACAUACACAUGUUCUUAUCAUAGGCUGCAUUCCUUAAUUUUCGCCUCCUCACAAUAUCCUGCAAGCCUUUCACUCCCCUUUCCCUGUGUGUUUUGGGAACCAGUCUAUACUCUGUUGCUGGGAUAUAAACACAUUUGGUUAAUUCUCUAAGCUCUAGUCUACUAAUUAUUCAUACAUUAUUAGUUUAACUGAGGGUGUGACAUUUUAGUCAUAUCUCACUCACACAUUUCUUUAUCAGACAAGGAUGUUGUUUCGAUGUGCCAAUUCGUAGGCAAGUUCUCUGCAUUUGAGGCUACUAAGCCCAUGAAACUGCCCACAUGAAAAUGUACUACAGUUUACUAUAGAAUACUACAGUACUUACUAUAGAAUUAUGUUGCAUACUGUAGAAUACUAUACUACACACUGUAGUGUCCCUCUCAUGUAGUACUUACUAUAUAAUGUUGUAGUAUACUAUAGUAAAUACUACAGUAUUAAUCACAAAACUGUAGUAAAUACUACAGAAAUGUCUGCAAAAAAAAAAAACACGUCACUUUUUUAAACUAUAGUAAAUACUACAGUAUUUAAUUUGCAUAUACCCUGUCCAUUCCCUUCCCCCAUAUCCCAAUUUGUGCCACCCAUAAGUGAGAACCCUACAUGCCAAGUAUAGACCAUAUUGUGUUCCAUACAGAUUAUAGGAAAGAGCAGAAGCUCUGCACUAUCCGUUCAGACCCCAGUUCUUCCUUCCUUCCUUCCUUCCUUCCUUCCUACCUACAGGUUAUGGAAAAUGUGCUCUUAUAGUAUUCUCCAAUAGGUUUCCUCAAGGAGAAACCCUCCACUUAUAUAAAACAAAAACACUAUAGUAAAUACUACAGUAAUGUCAGCAAAAACACUACAGUAAAUACUACAAUCCGCAAAAACACUACAUUAAUUAUUAUAGUACAUACUAAAGAGUAUUUUACUACAGUAUUUAUACUAUAGGUAACUGUAAAUACUACAGUAUACAAGUCUGCAAAAACUCUAGAGGGGCGGGAACGGGUUUUAUUUUUUCUGCCGAUUGCCCAUUUAACUCAUCCAUCCAUCCUCCUGUCUGUCUGUGUGUGUCUCUGUGUGUGUGUGUAGUGCGGUUGGUGGGUGAGAGCAUGGUGCUACAGGUGUUCAGGGUGGAGGCUGGGUGGAGCACCGUGUGUGCAGACGACUGGGGAUUGAGCGACACCCGCAGUGCCUGUCAGCACCUGGGAUACACACUGUAAGAUAAGACCUCAGCAGUCUUCUUCUAUUCAGUCAGAUACGUAGUCUUAUGUAUCUCCUGUAUAUAUCUGACUACUGUUUGUCAUCUACACCAGGAACCCUAAAAGCAAUAGACUGGAUGUCAACAGCCUACACCCCUCACUGGGAGAGUCCUUCAGUGCAGUAAGAGCAAGAACUAAGGGUCCCCUUCACACUGCACUCAUCAGCAGGUAGGUGUAUAUGUUCUUCUGGAUGUCCUCCAACCAUCUGACUGUUUAGGUGUGAGUAACUGACUAUCCUCUCUGUUUCUCAGAGAAACCUGCAUCUCAGGCUCAGUGAUAGCUCUAUCGUGCUCAGGUAAAGAUUUCAAAUGAUCACCACCCAUCUACACACUUUUGCCACUACCCCUAUAGAUACUUCAUGGUACCCCCUGAAAUAAAUGGUUGGAUUUUUGUAAUAAGUUGGAAGCGCUUACCAUUACCAAGGCUUGUCAUCCCUUGCGUGUCCCUCCAGACUGUGGGGAUGCGGUGGGGCAGGACCGGGUGGUGGGGGGUUCUGACACCACCAUAGAGGAGUGGCCGUGGCAGGCCAGCCUGCAGAAAGACCACCAGCACGUCUGUGGAGGCUCCCUGGUCUCCCUCACCUGGCUCAUCACCGCUGCACACUGCUUCAGCAGGUCAACACACACUCAACAUUGUGUUUUGCUUUAUCAUUAUUCUCUUUGCUGUCAUACUAUUUGUUUAAUGUUGUAUAUGCAAAACAAACACUGACCUUUUUCUUUCACACACACCCAGUGAUUGGAAGGAUCUGAACCUCUGGCAAGUGGUGCUGGGUAGGACCCACCUGAUGUCUACUGGGGGUAUUUCUGUAGCAGCCAUCAUAAUCAAUAAAGAUUACAGUUCUGACACUCACGACUAUGACAUCGCCAUGCUGAAGCUCAUCAGGCCUGUCACUACCGGAGGUACUGGACACCUCUCCAGCAGUUACUCAACCGUCCCAAAGUCCUUUACAGUAGCCUAUAACCUUCAUCAUUGCUCAGCUUGAUGGAUGGGAACAUGUACACACACAGGGGGUUAACUCCCCAUGCUGUCCUCUAGUGUUAUGAAGUUGAACUGCCAGGACUGUAUUUCUUUCCCAACCAGUUUUCUUGUCCGAAACAACUGUCAUUGAAAAAUAUAGCCUUUGGUACUAAUUUCUAGUCACUGUACUAUAAACCCAUAAUUGAGGUCCUCUGCCGUGGUUGGUUGGUUUGUUUUAUGUUGUACAGUGACGUACAUUUAAGCAAUAAGUCCUGAGGGGGUGUGGUAUAUGGCCAGUAUCCCACGGCUAAGGGCUGUUCUUGGAUACAGCCCUUAGCCGUGGUAUAUUGGUUACAUACCACAAACUCCCAAGGUGCCUUAUUGCUAUUAUAAACUGGUUACCAACGUAAUUAGAACAGUGAAAAUAAAUGUUUUGUCGUACCCUUGGUAUACGGUCUGAAAUACCACAGCUUUCAGUCAAUCAGCAUUCAGGGCUCGAACCUCCUAGUUUAUAAUAAAGAAAACUGAUGUCUUGACUCUCUCCAGACACCCUCCGCCCAGUGUGCCUGCCACCCCACAGCCUGCCUCUGAAGGCAGGGGACCCCUUGGUGGUGACUGGCUGGGGCUUCCAGCACGAGAAAGGUGAGACUGGACAGGGCUAUCUGUACAGAGCAGAAGGCAGGUCUAUAAAAAAAUAGCUAAAUCAUACAGCCAAUCAAUGUAAAGCCAACUUUCUUUUCCUUUUUUUUUUUUUACACUUUAGUCAUUUAGCAGACUCUCUUAUCCAGAGUGACUUACAGGAGGAACUCAUGGUGCUCAAGGGCACAUCGACAGCUUUUUCAAUUAGUCGGCUCUGGGAUUUGAACCAGCAACCUUUUGGUUACUGGCCCAAUGCUCAUAACAGCUAGGCUACCUACCGCCCUAAUGUAGACCAAAGCCCCAACAAUGGCAGGGCGUGUAGAAGUGCGCACUUCCGUACUGUCUGGCCAUUUUUAUUGUGUUCUUAGUGUAAGAGGCUACCUGUUAUCUCCUGGGCGGUGGUUAGCCUAGCGGUUGGGACAGUAACCGAAAGGUUGCUUGUUUGAAUUCUUGAGCUGGCAAGGUUGAAAAAAUCUGCCGUUUUGCCCUUGAGCAAGGCAGUUAACUGCUCCCCGGGCGCCGCUGACGUGGAUGUCAAUUAAGGCAGCCCCCCGCACCUCUCUGAUUCAGAGGGGUUGGGUUAAAUGCGGAAGACACAUUUCAGUUGAAUGCAUUGUUGACUGACUAGGUAUCCCCUUUCCUCUUUCCCAGGUAAAAUCUCCUCAGUCCUGCAGAGUGCCACUGUGUAUCUGAUUGACAGGAAGGUGUGUUCCCGCCCCUCCAUCUACGGCCCCUCAGUCACUCCCAGAAUGCUAUGCGCAGGGAACAUGGAGGGAAAAGUGGACGCGUGCCAGGUAGAGCUCCUCCACCAAUACACUAACGCCUACAAAAUGGCUGCCUUUAGUUAGUUUGCUAGACUGUCACACUGCCAAUGCAGUCAUACUUUGCAUUUGUCUUCUAAUGCCAUUUCUUUUGCUCUCUCUUUCUCUCCCAGGGUGACAGUGGGGGUCCACUGGUGUUCCUAUCCAAGUGUUGGCAGCUGGUGGGAGUGGUGAGCUGGGGGGUGGGCUGUGCCCGCCCGGGGAACCCUGGGGUCUACUGCAGCGUAGCGCAGCAACUCAACUGGAUCUACUCCAUCAUGGAG
This is a messenger RNA of Coregonus sp. 'balchen', 7032 nucleotides long. The record is from the annotation of a GenBank genome assembly. Lineage: Eukaryota; Metazoa; Chordata; Actinopteri; Salmoniformes; Salmonidae.